AUGUCUGGUUGUGGAGAAACAAAGGUCGAUGACCCAGCAGCAUCCGAAUCAUUUCCUAUCACUGAAGCAGCUCUGGUUCGAAAGAUCGACUGGCGAAUCGUUCCUACCCUUUUCCUUGCAUAUUUUCUUCAAUUUCUGGACAAAGUGGCUAUCAACACGGCAACAGCAUUCUUCAUCGGCUACGUCGUUGCUGAAUGGCCGCAAGGAGUACUUCUCCGGCAUUUCCCUAUAUCAAAGGUUCUUGGAUGCAAUAUCUUUGCUUGGGGCAUAACCCUAUGCUGCUCGGCUGCAUGCCAUGACACGCCUUCAAUCAUAGCCGUCCGUACCCUGUUAGGUGUGUGCGAAGCAGUCAUCGCACCAGCUUUGAUUGUUUUCACCUCACGAUGGUACACCAAGACAGAAGCCCCGCUCCGAUAUGGCAUCUGGUAUUGUGGCUUGGGAGCUGGUCAGAUCGUUGGUGGUCUCAUCAGCUUCGGUGCGCAGCAUAGUUCGUCUGUAUUUACAGGCUGGCGAGUGAUGUUCAUCUGCAUAGGAGUAUUUAACAUUCUGGUAGCGUUACUGAUUCUUUUCACUCUGCCUGAUAAUCCGGGAGAAGCGCAGUUCUUGGGUCAAAACGAGAAAGAACUGCUUGAGGAACGACUGGGUUGGGACGAGUCAAGACCCAAGCCGGAAGAGCUCGGUCUGCAUUUACUCAGAGAGUUGCUUCUGGAUCCACAAACAUGGCUUUUGGUUUUGCUGACUCUUUGCAUAACGAUUCCGAGCGGAGUGAUUACCACCUUCUCCGCUACUUUGAUCCACAGCUUUGGGUAUAACUCGAAGCAAAGCGCGCUUCUGAACGUGAAGUGA
Aureobasidium namibiae CBS 147.97 is the source of this 846-nucleotide messenger RNA. RefSeq names its product MFS general substrate transporter. Gene Ontology annotation, cellular component: membrane. Gene Ontology annotation, molecular function: transmembrane transporter activity. The record is from RefSeq and is a predicted model, not a curated record. Gene Ontology annotation, biological process: transmembrane transport. The coding region runs from base 1 to 846 and encodes 281 amino acids. The transcript is spliced from 4 exons. NCBI's taxonomy places the organism in Eukaryota, Fungi, Ascomycota, Dothideomycetes, Dothideales, Saccotheciaceae.